Messenger RNA from Aaosphaeria arxii CBS 175.79, 1425 nucleotides. RefSeq lists its product as uncharacterized. Lineage: Eukaryota; Fungi; Ascomycota; Dothideomycetes; Pleosporales. Bases 181 to 1359 code for a protein of 392 amino acids. The transcript has 6 exons. The record is from RefSeq and is a predicted model, not a curated record.
UCGUGAUUUGCGAGGUCUUUCUAUCAAAGUACAGAAUGCAUUGCUACGCCGUAUUCUUCCCCCAGCUUCAAACCUGUUCGUUCCACUUUACACAUUUCUCGCAUUAUUCUCCAACUCCAACACAGUGGCUACCAUAACUCGGCCUUUCCGUACAGGCCUUUGGCGCGGUGUCACAUCGAUAUGAGCGAUGACCCCCAUAUUGUACUGGCCAGUGAUUCAAGCUUUUUACCGGAGGUUUGGUCCUGGUUUGCCGUUGGUGUCACAGUGAUACUCUUGCGCUACAUUGUGCGAAUUCGAGCCGUUGGAUUCCGUGGAUUCCAAGGAGACGAUUAUAUCGCUAUUCUGAGUCUGGCCCUUUACACAGCGGAUGCCAUUCUUGUUGAUAUUUGCUACCACAAAGGCACAAAUGUCGACGUCGAACCGUCCGUCGUAGACUUGCUUACGGAUUCUGAGAUCAAAGCAGUGAAGGAAGGGUCGAAAGCUCAGAUAGCUGCCUGGUACACUUAUACUGGAUUAAUUUGGUGCAUGAAGUUCAUGUUAUUAUUCUUCUACCAGCGUUUAACCAUUGCGACAUUCGAAUCUCGUCUUGUGCGGUAUUGUUUCUGGAUGUGUGGGAUCACAUAUGUGGCAGUCUUCCUGACAAUCACCUUUGGGUGCCACCCUAUAGCGAUGAACUGGCAAGUGCGCCCGCUUCCACCGCGCGCUUGCACAUUCAAACCGCAGAAUUUCUAUGUCGGCGCCGUUCUCAAUGUCAUUACGGACGCGAUAAUCCUAGCCAUCCCCAUUCCAAUGCUCUGGAGGCUACGCAUCAAGCUUACGAAGAAGAUCGCCAUUGGUCUUCUGAUAUGCUCCGGUCUUUUCGUCAUCACAGCUGCGAUCGUUCGCGCCGUCCUCACACUGGGGUCGACACCUUCUGGUCUGAACAUCAAUCGUUGGGGUGUGCGCGAAACUAUUGUUGGUAUCUUAACCGUCAACCUCCCGAUUUUGCGGCCCAUGUUCAAACGUAGUUUCUGGCGCUCGGGAGGAUACGUAUCAGAUAUGACAUCUUAUGGACAAUCGCGACCUACGAAGAACACCUACGGCCAUGGCACGUCCCAACUGCGGUCGAAGACCGGAUCAAAAAGCACAGGUCGGUCCGAUACAGAUUUCGUGGAUAUAGAAAGGUCUGCAUCAGGAUCAUCACAGGUCAAUCUAACAGACAAUGGUACGGGCGAUAUCUCAGACGGGAUAGUGAUGAUUGAACAGACGAUCAAUGUGAGCUCACGGCCUCGUGAUGAAGAGGACGGGCAGAGCGACUGGAGUCGCGACGUAGGAGAAUCUGGCUUCAAGACGAACGUUACAACGGGGAAUAAUGUUUAGCAUGCAUAACCUAUGGAAAUUGCGACCACAUUGUUGAUUUAUUGCAAUUAGAAGAGUAAGAUACCC